Fomitopsis serialis is the source of this 420-nucleotide messenger RNA. RefSeq lists its product as uncharacterized. The record is from RefSeq and is a predicted model, not a curated record. NCBI's taxonomy places the organism in Eukaryota, Fungi, Basidiomycota, Agaricomycetes, Polyporales, Fomitopsidaceae. The coding region runs from base 1 to 420 and encodes 139 amino acids. The transcript has 2 exons.
AUGUCUGCGAUCAAGUCGUAUAUGAUCAACCUGUUCGCGCCGUGGCUGGAUCGCGAAGUCUUACGGCUCCACUUCAUUCCCGAUCCUGACGGUGAAUUGUCCGUCACUCGUAAUCCCUCAUCAGUACUUGGGACGCAUACCAGCAUUACGAAAAUCCAGGACGCGGGAGAUGACGAAAGCGGAGGAAACGUGUGCGAUGCUAGUGGAGAUACAGAUGUGAUUUCUCCGGGGCCGAUAGACGGUGCGCUUGGAGUUGCAGGACUGACCUCGGACUAUCAAGUUGUAUGCCACUCGAUUCUUGCUAUACUGGAAACCACUUUACUCACAAACAACCCAGGUCAACAACCGAACUCGGAGAGCGUCUUUGUGAACGGCGUUCGGCGCGGUAAUCCACCGGACAUCUCGCCGCUACACGCUUAG